CACCAUUAUGCCAUGGAUAUCACCAAAUUCAUAAUCGACCACAGGGAGUCGGCGCUUCUUUUGGGUGACUACAACACAUAUCGAGGGCAGCUUUCCGGCCGACUGCGCACUGUGAGGAAAAAGCUUGGACGAGCAACAGGCAAGAACGCGAAAUAUGCCCCAAAGGCGCCCGUCACAGCGGAGCAGAUUGGGAGAGACGUUGAGUUUCUCAACCUUCUCCUUCUUACGUCCGAGCGAGCAUGGGCACAUGCAAUGUUCAUGAAGGCUUCUCACGCAGAAGACAACGCAGACAAGAGUAUAACAGGCUCGACGCGUCAGCAUAUAAUAUCGAGAUUGCACAAAGCUGUCAUCUAUGCAGAAGAGGUCGUUGGCCUUCUCUCGGACCCCGCCUGUGGAGCUACGGAUACGGACGUUUUAGAAGCAAAAGCAUACGCAUAUUCCUUAGCUGGAGCGAAAGAUUUUGAAAAGCAGGCAGAAGGCAUAAAAAAGAUGAAUGCGUCACCGGACAGGUGGAAAUCAUGUCUGACCAACUACUCGGCCGCCAGGGUAAUUUACAACAGCCUCCUGAAGGCAACAAAGAAGGAUUUGUUCAAAGAUGUUUUAGCAGGGACGACCGACCCUAGCAUACGUUAUGCCGCAUAUCAACAUCGAAUUCCGAGGACCGUGGGCGUGUCCGCAGUGGCCAAGAAGUUCUUCCCGAAAGAGGAGUCGGAGCUGACUCAAGCCGUGGAGAAGCUUGACGCUAGCGCACUACAGGAGGAGGACACUGCUCCCUCAGGUUCUACUAUUGUAUGGCGCAAACGGGCAGCAAACAUUGUCGAUGCUGCCAUCGGCCAGGCUCUCGUUUUGGUAGAAACCGCCUCUGCUGAGCUUGACAAACAAGUUGGCACAUCCAUCUCACUAAAAGACAGAGCUGCUGCUUACGAUGACGUUCUCAUUACCAGCCAAGACGCUGCAGAUGCAACACGCAGAGCCAUUGAAGAGUUGGAGAAAGAAGGAGUUGACGAGGGUGACUCAAGGAUGCAAGAUCUCCGCGUGACAAGUCUUGCGGUGAACUACAAUCUGGUCUCUUGGCGCGUUGGUCGAAAUCGGGUUCUCAUCGGCUCCGAUGACGGGCUUAUAUUUUCUCCAACUCCACCUCAAAAACCACGACGGCUACGCAAGGACGGGAAAGAGUUGGUCGAGCGAGAGGAACCAACAGGCCGAAAGUUGGCAAGAUUACGAGAACGUGUAGCACUGUACGAUGCCAUCCUACAAAGUAUCGAUUCGAUCAAAGAUUUGAGAGGUGCUGUUCGAGACGCUGGGUUUUUGGCCGAACUAGAUGGCCAACGUGCGUACUUCCAGGCACUCAAAUGCCUGAGCGUUGCGCAAUCUCACGCUAUCUUGUCAUCUCCAAAAGAGGCACUGGCACUAUGCAACCGAGCAUUAUCGCUCUCUUCGCAAGCCGUGUCCGCACCAAAACCUACACCUUCCGCAUCCAAAGCUCCAAGGCUGGUGGUUUCUUCUGAACAGGCCGAGUCAUUAAAGCAAAAGCUGGAGAAUCUCACCUCGCAUUAUCGAGGACUAGUGACAUUGAUUCAACUCUCUGCCCACUCGGACAUGGCAGUGAAAGCUCAGAUGAUUAAUGCGGCGCCAGUCGUAGAGAGGCUAAACGAGUACCCCACAUCAGGUUCCGUAGACCUGAAGAACCUUGUAACAUGGCCACCGAAACUGAAGCCAGUACCAGUAAAGCCUCUCUUCUUCGAUGUCGCGUGGAACUAUAUCGAGUAUCCUGGACGAGAGAAGCCAGUCCAAGAGCCAGUACCAGAUAAAAUGCAGGUGGUGGAGAAGAAGGCAGAGGAACACCGGCCUGCGAAGAAAGGCUGGUUUGGCUUUGGAAGGUAGAAUUGUCAAACAUUGCGGGAUCUUAUCGUCAAGCAAGAUAUAUUCGUAAGUUUAAGCUAGAUAGAGGUGCUAAGUCACAAGUGACGCGUACUCUGGCUGAAUUUACCUGCCGUUUUGUUUGUCCACUAAAUCAACGGUGGUGCAACUCGAGCUACGAUUUCCCCGUCUCCAUUAGCU
Lindgomyces ingoldianus is the source of this 2061-nucleotide messenger RNA. RefSeq lists its product as uncharacterized. Gene Ontology annotation, biological process: SRP-dependent cotranslational protein targeting to membrane. Gene Ontology annotation, molecular function: 7S RNA binding; signal recognition particle binding; endoplasmic reticulum signal sequence receptor activity. Bases 13 to 1884 code for a protein of 623 amino acids. The record is from RefSeq and is a predicted model, not a curated record. Lineage: Eukaryota; Fungi; Ascomycota; Dothideomycetes; Pleosporales; Lindgomycetaceae. Gene Ontology annotation, cellular component: signal recognition particle, endoplasmic reticulum targeting. The transcript is spliced from 3 exons.